Messenger RNA from Equus quagga, 1291 nucleotides. Its product is annotated as butyrophilin subfamily 3 member A2-like. Lineage: Eukaryota; Metazoa; Chordata; Mammalia; Perissodactyla; Equidae. Gene Ontology annotation, cellular component: external side of plasma membrane. The transcript is spliced from 7 exons. Bases 269 to 1291 code for a protein of 340 amino acids. The record is from RefSeq and is a predicted model, not a curated record. Gene Ontology annotation, molecular function: signaling receptor binding. Gene Ontology annotation, biological process: T cell receptor signaling pathway; regulation of cytokine production.
AGCUGACUGUUAACUACAACGGAGAAGUAUUGAUUACCUUCAUUCUGUGGGCUGUAAUUUUCAGAUGGAAAUGCCAAGGGCAGCACAGAGAACAGUUUGAAGAGGAGAGGAUGGACUGGAAGACAACAUUUUGUCUGAAGGUGUUCAGGCUUCAGACAAGGGUCUGAAGCACCGCCAGCUGACCAGACUUCUGCUCCCUUGUCCCCCGGCAGUUCCCGGACUGGCAGGUCAUAGUUUUGCCUCUUUCCACCGUCUCUCUGCAGCACAGAUGAAAAUGGCAAGUUCCUUAGAUUUCCCUCUGCUCGACCUCUUUGUCUGCCUCGUCUUGGUCCAGCUGCUUACCCCUUGCUCAGCUCAGUUUUCUGUGAUUGGACCCCCUGGCCCCAUCCUCGCCAUGGUGGGUGAAGACGCUGAUUUACCCUGUCAUCUUUCCCCGAAGAUGAGUGCGGAGACCAUGGAGCUAAUGUGGGUGAGAUCCAGCCUUAGGGAGGUAGUAUAUGAGUAUGCAAAUGGGAAGGAGGUAGAAGAGAAUCAGAUGGCAGAGUAUCGAGGGAGAACUUCGAUUUUAAGAGAUGGCAUCACUGAAGGGAAGGCUACUCUCCGAAUUUAUGAUGUCACAGCCUCUGACAGUGGAAACUACCUGUGUUAUUUCCAAGAUGAAAACUUCUAUGAAAAAGCCAUGGUGGAGCUGGAAGUUGCAGCAUUGGGUUCUGAUUGUUACAUUGAAGUGAAGGGUCAUGAGGAUGGAGGCAUCCAUCUGGAUUGCAUGUCCACUGGCUGGUAUCCCCAACCCGAAAUACAGUGGAGAGAUGCCAAGGGAAUAGGCAUGCCAGCUGUGCCAGGACCUUUGGAGCUGGAUCGAGCAGGUCUCUAUGCAGUCUCAGCAUCUGUGAUCGUGAAAGACAGCUCUGAAGAUGAGGUAUCCUGUAUCAUCAGAAAUCCCCUCCUCGGGCAGGAAAAGUCAGCAAGGAUUUCCAUUGCAGACCCCUUCUUCUGGAGAGCCAGGCCCUGGAUAGUAGCCUUGGCUGGGACCCUGCCUGUCUUGCUGCUGCUUCUUGCAGGGGCUGCUUACUUCCUCUGGAAACAGCAGCAGGUGAUAGAGAGAGAGCAAGCAGAAAAGGAAGAGGAACGAAGGGAAAGAGAGUACCUCCAGCGUAUACUGCGUAAGUUCAGAUUCCCCGAGGGGUCCACCAUGGCUCGGUAUCUCUGCCUUAAGCUGCUUCAUGACACUUCAGGUUCCUUCCAUUGCAGAUGUAUGAGAGAUGGAUCGCCUGUCAUGGCUCAUGCCUGA